UUUGACGUUCUCCUUUUCCGCAUUUCACAACACGCAGUGAUGUGACUUUCGGUGUGAAAAUAUGUUUGGUAACAUUCGCAAGAAGCUCAAUUCUGUGAUCCAGGAGGGCCUCAGCAUCUCGGAGAACAUCUCCAGCCACUACAUCAAGCCAUCGAGCCCGAAGACUCCGCAGUCGCCGGCGACGCCCACGGGCAGUCCGGCAGUCGUCGCCAGUCCUCAGGCUGUGCCGCCGUUCAUCAACCUCUACGCCGGAUGCGAUCUGCUGGCCAUCAACGAGCGCCAGUGGAGCGAAAUCAGGGACCUGAACGAGCAGAACGCCAAGAAGGCGAGCGAGAUUGAUGGCAGUAUUUUGGAGCUCAAGGAUCGCACUGAGCGCACUCUGACCACCGUUCAGGACCUGAAUGUGACUCUGGCGGCACUGCCCGUGGUCGUGACGACCCUCAAUGGGUGUGUGGAUGUGAUAAGAGACGUGGGGGCGAAGUGCGAGACGCUGGAGAAGAAGAUGAUGGAACUGGAGGAUCUUCUGGAGGUCCUGGAACUGCAGGAGAAGCAAUUGGAUCAUCGCUUUGAGAUGGCAAUGUACAAGGAGAAGAAACUUGGUGCUCUUGAGAAAGUCAGGGAAGAGCUGGCAAAGAAACAUUCUGAUAAUGUCAUGAAGCACGAGCUGAAGAUGAGAAAAGUUCAGCAGGAGCGCCAGAGUGUGUUUCAGGAUGCAUUCCAAGAUGACAUGAAGUUUUACAGGGAGCAAGGCACUAUUCCAAAGGUGGAGACGAAGGCGGCGGAGAGGAAGCUGUCGCUAGAGGAAGUGGAGCUGGAUGAUACGGACACAAAGGACGCAUUGGAUGAGUUCCUCAACAAUUGACCAAGUCAAUUCUCGACAUCUCUCCAAAGUGCCAUGCCCGGAAGUCCGUUUCUCGCAACCGGAAGAGAGGAAAAACUGCCUGAACUGUUGAUUUAACUGAAAGUUGGUGCCUUGUUGACUUUUGCACAAUGAAAAUCCGAUGAGAAAUGAAGAUUUAUGAUUGUUUUUAAAUAUCGAUUUAUUUCUUCAAUAACAUCUUUGGUGUCACAACAAG
Molecule: messenger RNA, 1076 nt
Organism: Phlebotomus argentipes
Lineage: Eukaryota; Metazoa; Arthropoda; Insecta; Diptera; Psychodidae
Gene: Dysb
Product: dysbindin protein homolog
Exons: 3
Coding region: 62-862 (266 amino acids)
Biological process (GO): negative regulation of protein kinase activity
Cellular component (GO): cytoplasm
Source: RefSeq, a predicted model, not a curated record